GUGUCACCAGCAGCCCCGGGAUCAAGUCCCCCAUCACCAUCAUCACCACCAAGGUGAUGACCUCGGGCACCGGGACCCCCGCCAAGAUCAUCACGGCUGUCCCCAAGCUGGGCGGGGGGCACGGCCAGCAGGGCGUGACACAGGGUCACCUCUGGGUCACUGAGGUGGUCACCCUGGUGGUCAAGGGCACCACCGGUGUGACCACGCUGGGGACGGUGACAGGGACAGUGUCCACCAGCCUGGCCGGGGGGGCUGGUGGCCACAGCGCCACGGCCUCGCUGGCCACGCCCAUCACCACCCUGGGGACAAUCGCCACCCUGUCCAGCCAGGUCCUGAACCCCGCGGCCAUCACGGCCACCGCGGCCGGGGGCGGCCUGGGGACACCGACCAUCACCAUGCAGCCGGUGUCCCAGCCCACGCAGGUGACGCUGAUCACCACGCCCAGCGGCGUGGAGGCCCAGCCCGUCCACGACCUCCCCGUGUCCAUCCUGGCGUCCCCAACGGCCGAAGGUCCCCCCGCGGCCACCUCGGGGGGUGGCAGCCUGGCCGAGCCCCCCCCCGCCGAGGCCACCCCGGGCACGGUCACCCUGGUGUGCUCCAACCCCCCCUGCGAGACCCACGAGACCGGGACCACCAACACGGCCACCACCAGCCUGGUGGCCAACGUGGGGACAGGGGGGGGACAGCUGCAGCUGCUCUGCGAGGACACGGGCGGGGGGACAGCGGUGGCAGCGCCCCCCCGGGCCUGCUCCAACCCCCCCUGCGAGACCCACGAGACGGGGACCACCAACACCCCCACGGCGGCGGGGACGGCGCGCUUGGGGACCCCCGGGGGACCGCCCUGCCCCACGCAGCAGACGGCGGCCACGGGGACGACGAUGACGGCGCGGUUGUGCCCCCCCGACGGCGGUGUCACCUCCGGUGUCACCUCGUGCCAAACGCAGGAGGCGGCCCCGUGCCAAACGCCCUGGGGACAGCCUGAGGUGGGGACGGCCACCGGGGCGGUCACUGCGGCCACCGGCACGAGCUGUGAGACCCCCGCGGGGACGCGGCUGUGCGCCAACCCCCCCUGCGAGACCCACGAGACGGGGACAACCAACACGGUGACAAUGACAGCACCAAGGCCACCCUGCUCCAACCCUCCCUGCGAGACCCACGAGACGGGGACAACCAACACGGUGACAGUGACAGGGGCACAGCUCUGCUCCAACCCUCCUUGUGAGACCCACGAGACGGGGACAACCAACACGGUGACAAUGACAGCACCAAGGCCACCCUGCGCCAACCCCCCCUGCGAGACCCACGCGACGGGGACAACCAACACGGUGACAGUGACAGGGUCACAGCUCUGCUCCAACCCCCCCUGUGAGACCCACGAGACGGGGACAACCAACACGGUGACAGCCACGGGGACACGGUUCUGCUCCAACCCCCCGUGUGAGACCCACGAGACGGGGACAACCAGCACGGCCACCACCACCACGGCCACCUCGCGCCCCCCGCCCGAGCCGGGGACAGCGGUGCCACCACCUCGGGGUGUCCCCCCCUGCGCCAACCCCCCCUGCGAGACGCACGAGACGGGGACGACCAACACGGUGACAAUGACAUCGUCACAGCUCUGCUCCAACCCCCCAUGCGAGACCCACGAGACCGGGACCACCAACACGGCCACCACGGCCACCGCGGGCUCCCGGCCGGGUGACACUACCACGGCCACCAGCGCUGCCACCACCGCCACCACCUCCAGCACGGGGGGGUCCCCGCCUUGUGCCAACCCCCCCUGCGAGACCCCCGAGAGCGGGACCACCAGCACGGCCACCAGAGCGGGGUCCUCGCCCUGCCAGAGCCACCAGGGCGGGGCCACCAGCACGGCCACCACCGAGGGGGUGACACCGCCGCCGCCCCCGCCCUGUGCCACCGCCACCAGCCCCCCCCGCGCCUGCUCCAACCCCCCCUGCGAGACCCACGAGACGGGGACAACGGCCACGGCCACCACGGUCACCGCCAGCAUGGGCGCCAGCCAAGAGCCCCCCCCGCCGGCUGCCAACGGGCAGGGGGAGGGGGAGACCCCCCCCAGCGAGGGCGGGGGUCCCCCUGUGCCCCCCGGGACCCCCAGCCCCGGCCCCAGCGGCAGCGGGACCCCCCAGCCCCGGGCGGUCACCACGGUCACUCAGUCCACGCCAGCACCGGGGCCGGCCGUGCCGACCAUCUCGUCGCUGACCGAAUCCCCCCCG
Messenger RNA from Pyrgilauda ruficollis (rufous-necked snowfinch), 2234 nucleotides. RefSeq names its product host cell factor 1-like. Gene Ontology annotation, cellular component: histone methyltransferase complex. The annotation marks the transcript as partial. The transcript has 6 exons. The record is from RefSeq and is a predicted model, not a curated record. Gene Ontology annotation, molecular function: transcription coactivator activity. Gene Ontology annotation, biological process: regulation of DNA-templated transcription; chromatin remodeling. NCBI's taxonomy places the organism in Eukaryota, Metazoa, Chordata, Aves, Passeriformes, Passeridae.